GAAAACUGAAAUUUAAUGGCCGCCAGCAUCGCCUCAACAACAAAGGAAGGAAAGGCGAAAUUUUAAGCUUUUAAUAUGACUAAAAAUACAGCAAGUUCCGAUUUAAGGUCUGAACUUUCUGAUCUCGUCAAACGCAGGAUUGAAGUUGCAGAAACACUUGCUAACCUGGAACGUCAAAUUUACGCAUUCGAAGGGAGUUACCUAGAAGACACGCAGCUAUACGGAAAUAUUAUUCGAGGAUGGGAUCGCUAUUUAAAUAGCACCAGUAAACUAUCAAACCCUUCCUCUGACAAACGAAACAGAAAAUUCAAAGAUGCUGAAAGACUUUUUUCAAAGUCUUCUAUUACUUCUAUGGCGGCUGUGAGCGGUAUCAUUGAUCUGAAUUCUGAGAGAGCAGAACGAAGCAGUGAAACUGAGUCACAAGCAGGGAUGAGUGGAAGUGACGAGAACAGCAGGGAUUUUCUCAGUUUAGAAGGUGUUAACGGUGAUAAAUUAGGCAAAGUUUCAAAAUCUAGGCAUAUAAAUAAAAGAGGGAGCAAAAAGUCAAAACUGAAAUAAUUACAAACUCAUUUUCCAUCUCCCCAUCUUCUGCUAUACAUGAUUCUGUGAAUGCUCUUUAUGAUUGUACUACUAAGUGUUGAAUGUGCUGUCCUUUGUCAAUUUUUUUCGGUUUUCUUAAUAAAUGCUCGAAUAAAAAAGCGCAAUUCUCGUAUA
Messenger RNA from Daphnia carinata, 714 nucleotides. It is a transcript of the gene Eaf6, whose product is annotated as chromatin modification-related protein MEAF6-like. The transcript is spliced from 3 exons. Gene Ontology annotation, cellular component: NuA4 histone acetyltransferase complex. The coding region runs from base 76 to 558 and encodes 160 amino acids. The record is from RefSeq and is a predicted model, not a curated record. Lineage: Eukaryota; Metazoa; Arthropoda; Branchiopoda; Diplostraca; Daphniidae.